Molecule: messenger RNA, 594 nt
Organism: Photinus pyralis (common eastern firefly)
Lineage: Eukaryota; Metazoa; Arthropoda; Insecta; Coleoptera; Lampyridae
Gene: hoip
Product: NHP2-like protein 1
Exons: 2
Coding region: 154-537 (127 amino acids)
Biological process (GO): ribosome biogenesis; maturation of SSU-rRNA; mRNA splicing, via spliceosome
Cellular component (GO): small-subunit processome; U4/U6 x U5 tri-snRNP complex; precatalytic spliceosome
Molecular function (GO): RNA binding
Source: RefSeq, a predicted model, not a curated record
UUGUUGUGAUUCUUAGCCACUAACGACUGGCAAUACUGCUUUAGAGACACAGAUGUUUAUAACCUCAAAUUCGCGCGUACGUUUCCAAACGUUUGUUUUGAAAUACCACGUGUUUGUAAUUUACCUCCGUGAAGCGAAAGCCGAGAGGAUACCAUGGCGAACGAAGUUAAUCCAAAAGCAUAUCCUUUGGCCGAGGCCAAUUUAACAUCUAAGAUUCUAAAUUUAGUGCAACAAGCUAUGAAUUACAAACAGCUAAGGAAAGGAGCUAACGAAGUUACGAAAACGCUAAACCGAGGAAUAGCUGAGUUCAUUGUUAUGGCUGCCGAUGCUGAACCCAUAGAAAUUCUGCUUCACUUGCCGUUACUCUGCGAGGACAAGAAUGUACCGUACGUUUUUGUGCGUUCCAAGCAAGCUUUAGGUCGUGCAUGUGGCGUUUCUCGUCCUAUAAUCGCGUGUAGUGUUACCAUAAAUGAAGGGUCACAAUUGAAACCGUUAAUAUUAACGAUUCAACAAGAAAUCGAACGCUUACUAGUUUAAGAAUUUUUUACUGUAUAUCAAGAUACUUAUUGAUAAUUAAAAUAAGGUAAAGCUACA